GGGGCGGCUGAUGGUGGUAAGUUCUCUGUAUUUCCAGACUGGGGUCACAGCGGACCUCGCUCACUGUAGAGGCGUCCUUCUAGAUGGGCCUGUCUGGACAUUGCCAGGUGGUCAGCUGCUGCUGAGCAGUGAAAUGGAAGUCAGAAGACUAAUCCGUAAACCACUCCAGCCAGCAAGGCCUAUCCGUCGCUGUGUACCUGACAACGGAGCUGUAUUAAUGGUUAACCUCCAAGCCAGGUUCUCUGAUCACUGCAGAGACAGCGUUAAGGAUCGCUGUAAUUUGUGGUGCUCCAUUGAAAAAUUACAUGUUUUGGAGGAUCCGGUAACUGAAAAACUUUCAGGAAAACCAGCAGUAAAUAAUAAAAAAGAUAGGAUUACCUAUUCCAGAGACUUCCUGAUGCAGCUAUCAAACGUGUCUGUGAGCAAACAGAAGCCAAAGUACUUACCGGAUCUCCCCAUUACUCUUCAUCAUCCGCGGAGAAUAGCCCUUUCUAAUGGAAGUGAGAAAAAGACGGAAUGCACAGAUCUCCAGCCUGCACUGUGCCCUGGACCCCUUCGUGUCAGCUCACAUGAUGAACACGCAUCCCACUGCAUGACUAGACCAUCGAUGCUGACACCUCGCCGAGGAUGAGGCAGAUUUUUUUUUUUUUCCCUAUAUGACCGGUCACUUCACUUCACCAGAUUUCCCUAAAAAAGUGUGAAUUCUGUCAUUAUUGUAUCUUUGGGAAACCUGUCUUUGUUACUGUGAGUUUGACAUAAUUUAGUUGUUUUUUUUUGUAUAAAGUUUAUGUUAAUAUUUAAUAGACACAACUGCUUUGUGUGAUUGUUGUAUAUGUUAUUUUGUUUGUUUUCUAUGCGACCUUUAAAGUUUGUUGAAUAUUCUGUACGUUAGCCCUGCACUGACGCCAUGAUCAUUUAUUUAAAAAAAUCUUUUAUAUAAUAUACAAAAAUAAGGGAUCAUUUCUUUUGGUUUUCUCAAUGGGCUGCUUUAAAUCCUUUUAAAGGUGCGUUCACACGUGGUUUUGUAGUAGAGUUUUUCUGCACCAGUUUUUUAGUGCAUUUUUUUGAGAUAUAAAGUCCAGCUCCAGAUGUUAGCUGAAAAUCUGAAACGUGGGAGACACAAGUGUUUUUAGCUACUGCCGUUUUUGUUAAUUAGGUGGCGUUUUAUUCUUUCUGGUUUCUUUAAAAAAAAUAGCCCAGCCCCUGCCACUCCUCAAUGUCUAGGGAAGCGUAAAAACAAACCAAAAACUGACGGGUGUGGGCCUUAACUUAGCUGCAUUGGAACUUAAAAAGUCACAAGAGACUGUGACUUUUUAAAACAAAAAACUGAUGGAGGGAGUCAUAAUAAAUGACCCCUACUGUGUGCAAAAAAACUGCAAAACCGCUGGUGGCAAAAAAGCACUUAUUCUGGUGUGUUUUUUUUUUUCCACAGGUAGAAAAAUGCCAGAACCAAAUUUAUGUGUGUAAAGCCCCUCGGUAGGGAAUAUUCACACGUUGCAGAUCACAUGAAGAGUUGUUUUGGGGACAAGCACAUGGAUUCAGAUGAAUGGGAAACAUGCAGAAAUUUUUGCAACAGAAUCUGCCACAUGUGAAUUCACUCUUAUAUAUAAAGUACGCGGUUGUAGGUUUUCAGAGCUCGAUUUAUUUUUAUUUUUUUAAACCAUUCAUAUAGUGCAGAAAAAGAUCAGUUUCUUUUUAGAGCAUGUUGCGCACCUCAGUUUUCACGUAGUCUGUAUGCAGACGAUCAUUGUAAGAAUCUCCUGUGUAAGCAAUAUGUGAUUUCUCUGGCUGCUCGGUGCAUCUGUCACUCAAGAGACAGGUCGGGUGGUAUCAUGAUGCUAGGCAGUACAUCUGGCUAGCCUGUCCGUUCAGCAGCGUGGAGCGGAGUAUGCUGAUCUUGUUGGUGAUUCAGUUAACUGUGUGCUUGUACCAGUGACGAUCGAGCUGUAUGUGAUGAGGACAGUGCCUGAUGCGAGGAAGAGGCAAGUCUCGUGAUGAUCUGGUCAAAUACUUUCCUGCAAAAUAGCAGCAAGCGGGGUUCCUCCACAUUAUGGCCGUUUGUUGUUGGCACUUUUGACACUUUUUUUGUUUUUGUUUUUAUUUUUCCAGUAUAAUAAGUAGUUUGUAUCUUUUUGAAAAUAACUAUUGUGUGAAAAUUAUCACUUUUCUGCACUACAGCAGCAAAUAAAGGUUUCUGGAAACACUUUUGUAGCCU
Messenger RNA from Bufo gargarizans (Asiatic toad), 2215 nucleotides. RefSeq names its product chromosome 5 C8orf88 homolog (gene C5H8orf88). The record is from RefSeq and is a predicted model, not a curated record. Lineage: Eukaryota; Metazoa; Chordata; Amphibia; Anura; Bufonidae. The coding region runs from base 11 to 631 and encodes 206 amino acids. The transcript is spliced from 7 exons.